GGUUCAAUGAUGGAGAAAAAGUGUAUCCUGUAUUUAUGGCUAAUCUUGCCUUUUUUUAUGAUUCUUGACAUAGCAGAAUCAGAAGAGAACAUCGAAGGCUUAAGUCAGUUGGGUGUCUAUACUAGAAAUAAAAUCAUGACGGCUCAAUAUGAAUGUUACCAAAAAAUUAUGCAAGACCCUAUUCAACAAACAGAAGGCAUUUACUGCAACAGAACCUGGGAUGGGUGGUUAUGCUGGAAUGAUGUUGCUGCGGGAACUGAGUCAAUACAGCACUGCCCUGAUUACUUUCAAGACUUCGACCCAUCAGAAAAAGUUACAAAGAUCUGCGACCAAGAUGGAAACUGGUUUAGACAUCCAGAAAGCAACCGAACAUGGACAAAUUAUACCCAGUGUAAUGUUAACACACAGGAGAAAGUGAAGACUGCACUGAAUUUGUUCUACCUGACUAUAAUUGGACAUGGAUUAUCUAUUGCUUCACUGCUUAUCUCGCUUGGCAUAUUCUUUUAUUUCAAGAGCCUAAGUUGCCAAAGGAUUACCUUGCACAAAAAUCUAUUUUUCUCUUUUGUUUGUAACUCUAUUGUAACAAUCAUUCAUCUCACUGCAGUGGCCAACAACCAGGCUUUAGUGGCCACAAAUCCUGUUAGUUGUAAAGUGUCUCAGUUCAUUCAUCUUUACCUCAUGGGCUGUAACUACUUUUGGAUGCUUUGUGAAGGCAUUUACCUACACACACUCAUUGUAGUGGCUGUGUUUGCGGAAAAGCAACAUUUGAUAUGGUAUUAUUUUCUUGGCUGGGGAUUUCCACUGAUCCCUGCUUGUAUACAUGCUGUGGCGAGAAGCUUAUAUUACAAUGACAACUGCUGGAUCAGUUCUGAUACCCAUCUUCUCUACAUUAUCCAUGGUCCAAUUUGUGCUGCUUUACUGGUGAAUCUUUUUUUUCUAUUAAAUAUUGUACGUGUUCUCAUUACCAAGUUAAAAGUUACUCACCAAGCAGAAUCCAAUCUCUACAUGAAAGCUGUGAGAGCUACACUUAUCCUGGUGCCGUUACUUGGCAUUGAAUUUGUGCUGAUUCCGUGGCGACCUGAAGGAAGGAUUGCAGAGGAGAUAUAUGACUACAUCAUGCACAUCCUUAUGCACUAUCAGGGUCUUUUGGUUUCUACAAUUUUCUGUUUCUUUAAUGGAGAGGUUCAAGCCAUUCUAAAAAGAAAUUGGAAUCAAUAUAAAAUCCAAUUUGGAAACAGCUUUUCCCAUACAGAUGCUCUUCGAAGUGCAUCUUACACAGUGUCAACAAUCAGUGAUGGUACAGGUUACAGUCAUGACUGUCCUAGUGAACACUUAAAUGGCAAAAGCAUCCAUGAUAUUGAAAAUGUUGUCUUAAAACCAGAAAAAUUAUAUGAUUGAUAAUUGAGGGAGUACUGCUUAACUAUUUUGUGCCACUCCUAACUAAAGGACUUGGAUCUAUGGCUUUACAACCAGAAGACUUCAAUAUUCAAUGAAUUUCUUGAAUGCCACAAAGAAAACCUUCACAUCAAUUCAGUAGUGUGUUGUUAAAUGUUUAAUAACUAGCUCUUUGGGGGAAAAAAGAAACCCUGAUUUGUAAUGUUUUCCAGUUUCUGUGGUGUAUUCCCACCAUGGCUGAUUUUAGGCUACCAAUUUGACAUUGCUGAAUGUGAAAUUGGGAAAAUAUCAGUACAAUCAACUCUUAUAGGCUGGUAUGUACCAGCUCUAGGACACCACGGCAUGAAUUCACAAAUGAGUAAGACUGUAAAAGUUCAUAUACACACUGGGCACAAUUCUACUCUUACUGACUAAAAAGAGCUAGGUAAGACCUCCAGACUUGGAGGGAAAAUUAGCUUUUCAUUUGUUUGUUUUUAAAAUUUUUAUCCCAUAUUCAUUGG
Molecule: messenger RNA, 1895 nt
Organism: Odobenus rosmarus divergens (Pacific walrus)
Lineage: Eukaryota; Metazoa; Chordata; Mammalia; Carnivora; Odobenidae
Gene: CALCRL
Product: calcitonin receptor-like
Exons: 12
Coding region: 7-1398 (463 amino acids)
Biological process (GO): cell surface receptor signaling pathway; angiogenesis; adenylate cyclase-activating G protein-coupled receptor signaling pathway
Cellular component (GO): plasma membrane
Molecular function (GO): calcitonin gene-related peptide receptor activity; adrenomedullin receptor activity; calcitonin receptor activity
Source: RefSeq, a predicted model, not a curated record